Molecule: messenger RNA, 1162 nt
Organism: Chironomus riparius
Lineage: Eukaryota; Metazoa; Arthropoda; Insecta; Diptera; Chironomidae
Source: the annotation of a GenBank genome assembly
UUGUAUUUCAAAGUGGAUUGUUUACAAUUAAACCGGAAAAUUGUGUUUUUGUGAAGAUAUAAGGAUUUUGAUUGUUCAGAAAGCAAUAUGGCGCAUGCAUCAGAAAAUCUCAAAAAUAUAAAAAUAUAUUAUCAAAAUGUUGAGGGCUUACGGACAGCCCACAAACAGGAGCAAUUGAAAAAGUCAUUGAAAAAUUGCGAAUCAAUCAAUUUGAUUGUCUUUGUGGAAACAAAUUUCGAUAAAGAAAUUGACACAGCUGAGAUAUUUGACAAAGAUUUCAUAGUAAUAAGAAGAGAUCGUCAAGAGCGUGCUGUACGAGGUCAUGGUGGUGGGUUGCUCGUUGCCUACCCAAAAAGUUCCAUAAUCAAAAGUGUGAAAAUUUGCGAUGAUAUUUCAUCCUGCGUUGAUGACAAAACUCAAGUUGAAGAUCUCUGGUUGACAAUCAACUUGACAAAUGGCGAAAAUUUACAUCUUUGCAUUGUCUAUCUUCGUCCCCAAUGUAAGAAGGAAUAUUUCGAGCAAUUUUUCAUGAAACUCAAAGCAAAUUUCGAGAGUCGUAAAUCAGAGAGAUUUUUAAUUGUUGGUGAUUUCAAUUUCGAUGACUAUAGAAAACUUAAGCAAAAAGUCAUUGUCAGUAAGAGGAAAGGAUCAAAAUUGGAUGUAAUGGACAAAUGUACACAAGGACUUAAACAAAUUAAUCGAAUACAUAACAAAGACGAUAAAGUUCUCGAUAUGAUUUUCACAAACAUAAAAGGAUCUGUAGAAUUAAGUACAUAUCAAUUAGUAAAAGCCCAAGACAAACAUCCCCCACUUCUUGUCAACUUGAAUUUACAGAAAGUUGAGGCAAAAAUCGAUAAAAAUACGAGACUUGAAGACGAGCUUAAAAGUCUCAAGGAAAGUUUUGAGAAAUUAAAAAUUUCUCACGACGAGGACAUUAAAGAAUUGAGGAAUGAAAUAAGAAUCCUCAGAGGAAUUUUAGAUGAUGAAGGAAUUCUUUAAAGUGUCACUUGUAUGGCUUGAAAUGAGAUAAUUUAUUCACAUGAAAGUUUUGCUUUUAAUGAAAAUGUAUUAUAGACUAAUUUAUGCUUAAGAGAAAGUUUCAUGCUGAGAAAAUAUAAUAAAGACUUGAUGUGAUAAUUUUUAUGUGCAGGUUCUGCUUGAA